Messenger RNA from Hippocampus comes (tiger tail seahorse), 4305 nucleotides. RefSeq names its product serine/threonine-protein kinase 36-like. The transcript has 20 exons. Lineage: Eukaryota; Metazoa; Chordata; Actinopteri; Syngnathiformes; Syngnathidae. The record is from RefSeq and is a predicted model, not a curated record. Gene Ontology annotation, biological process: protein phosphorylation; smoothened signaling pathway. Gene Ontology annotation, molecular function: ATP binding; protein kinase activity. Bases 268 to 3495 code for a protein of 1075 amino acids. Gene Ontology annotation, cellular component: cytoplasm.
AUCAAAUACUGAAAUUUUCAAACAUGUUUUUAUAUCAGAACAUAUUAAAUAAAGUUCGAUUUGAAAUGUUAUAUCGGUGCGUUUGUGACACGGCAGCUGGAUUUGCACACGAGUAUUUUAAUUUAUCGUGUGCAAAUUUAAUAAGUGUCAAAAACAUAUAAACUAUACCCGCCCUAAAAUAAGGUAAUUUCGUUCACGUUUCCAUUUGAUCAACGACUUCUCGGUGAAGUGCUCGUUCACGAAGCCAAGCCCACCUGCGAAGCCAAUAUGAAUUCCUAUCACAUUUUAGAACUUGUGGGAGAGGGCUCGUUUGGCCGAGUUCAUAAAGGAAUGAAGAAAUUUACGGGCCAGGUGGUGGCUCUGAAGUUCAUGCCCAAGAUGGGACGCUCAAAUAAAGAGCUGCAAAGCCUCAAGAAGGAGAUUGAAAUCAUGAGUAACCUUCAGCAUCCAAACAUUGUGAAACUUUAUAACAGCUUUGAGACCGAAACGGAGGUUGUUGUUGUGACCGAGUAUGCAGAGGGUCAAUUGUUCCAGAUUAUUGAAGAUGAUGGGAGUUUACCAGAAAGUCGGGUUUGUGAGAUCGCCUGCCAGCUAGUCUCAGCUCUGUAUUAUUUGCACUCCCGCCGUAUCCUGCACCGAGACAUGAAACCCCAAAAUAUCCUCUUUGAUAAAAACGGCGUCGUGAAACUAUGUGACUUUGGGUUUGCUCGGGCAAUGAGCGUCUCCACUAUGGUGCUGACUUCUAUCAAGGGGACACCCCUGUAUAUGUCCCCUGAGUUGGUGGCGGAGAAGCCUUAUGACCACACCGCUGACCUCUGGUCACUGGGCUGCAUUCUUUAUGAACUCCACACAGGGGUGCCCCCAUUUUACACUAAUUCCAUCUUCCACCUGGUGCAGAUCAUUGUGAAAGACCCCAUCAAAUGGCCAGACACGAUGAGCAGCACAUGCAUGAGUUUCCUGAAAGGUUUGUUGACCAAAGACCCUCAGAAGCGACUGUCAUGGCCAGACCUCCUGCAUCAUCCUUUUGUUGCUGAUGGUGUUCUAGUGAUUCCAGACACGGGUGUUUUCAGUCCUCUGACGGUCACCCCUGACCCAGACAUGCUGGCACGGAAACUGAAACAAAUGGCAGAAAAGAUGUCGCAAAACUCUGGGGAGAGCAAAAUACUGAGAAAGGUCAAAGAACAGAGAAGCAAAGUAGCGCCCCCUCGAGAUACUUCUGCACCCUCAAUUCAGCCAUUGAAAGCCCCUCCAAGUGCAUAUCCAAAGAACCUGAGCGACAUGAGAUCCACUCUUCAAAAAAGGGGUCCAAUCACUCAGGACUACGAACGCGAGUUCCCCUCAAUAGAAAUCGGGCCACGACUAAACCAAGGGGCAUCCAAGAACCAACCUGAAGUCACUGCAAAAAUGUCCAGUUCCAUUACAUCUGACAGCGAGAAUUUUUGGCAGAAGCUUGUUGAGGAGUCAGAUCCAAGGCGACGAACGCGAGACCAACUCGACUACAGCACCGUUAUUGUUCAACUGAAAUCCACCAUUUUAGUGUGCAAGCAAGCGCUAGACGAUGGCGUCCUGAAAGAAAUGCGAUCCAUUCACCUUCCGCUGAAGGUCCUACAAAACCUGGUUUUGACCUCUGACCUUGCCAUGAGAAACCACAUUGGUCGCGAACUUGGACUGCCAUAUCUCCUCAUUGACUUGGUUGACAGCUCUGUGGAAAACUCACGUUUCAUUGAGCAGCCAUGGAGUCUUCCAACGCUUGGAGAAAUGAUUGUUGCACUCCUCAUCUACAUAGAGAAGAACCAUGACGGGUUAAAAACAGAAAAUAGACAUGAACACCUCAUCAAGCCCUUCAUGACAAUUCUUAAUCAAGCAGAACUCAAUCCCUUAGCCCCUCUGGCUGCAGGUGUUUUAUCUCUGUUUAGCCAGCAUGAGAUUGCUGUUAAAGCUGAUGUGAAUAGGCUCAUUUCUUUGCUGAAAGAACUUGUCCCCGGUUCAUGUCAGGCCCAACUUCCACGACCGCCUGGCUGGGGACUCUGUGAUGGUCUCCUUGCUUUACUACGACACAGUCUCUCUGAGCAUGAUGAUGGCUCUUUAUAUUGCGAUCCCCUCAUGUUUGAUCACCUUUGGGAAGGAAUUGGCACUGCACUGGCAAAGAAAAAGCCAGACAUGGACUUCUGUUCAACAAAUGGACUGCAUUUACUUCUGUCCGUCUCAUUGUUGGUCUUCUCCAAGGAUCCGUCUUCCUAUAUUUCACUGUUUUCUGAGAGCAAAUCGACAUUUGUAUCUACUCUUGGCUGGCUGCUGAGCUCUGAAUGUUCUAUAUUCGCUGAAGGCAACCCAGAUCCACUCGAGAAUCGCGAGAGCUUAAUCGAGUUGAGCUGCCACUUCCUGUGCCUUCCAUUUGCUUUGGAAUUGAAUUCACACAGCAGAUCGAGGAUAUUGCAGUUGUAUGACAACGGUGGUGUUGUCCGAGGGCUUCUGCGGGUGAUUCAAAUUCUCCCUGUUUCAUUAGUGGAGCUGCCACUGUCACUUCUGCGCUGCUUGUUGCUGCGCGACCGUCAACGUUUUGUUUUCCGCCUCAGUAAAACCGCUCCUGUCUUUUUCUCCGCGCCGGCACUCACUCCAUCCGGUCAGCAGACACCCACCAGAACCGCCAGUUCUUUGCUCUCCGAUUUGCUGCAACUGGAUGAGCUCGGGGACUCUGCCGUAGAACUCCUCUCUCUAUUAUACCUCAUCACCCGUUUUUGCCCUCACUCUGGUCACCUCCGGCUUCACAUUGAAUUGUCCGUGUUGCAGCGAGCACUCACUCAUGCUUACGACCCAGUCAGGGCCGCCACAUGCAAGGUUUUGGGGAAUAUGUAUCCCUUCGGGUUGCCCACAUUGCCCAAUUUACAACUUGAUAUUUUUAAAAGCAUGAUAGACCUUCUUGAGAAUUCUAAUGUGCACGUACGGCAGGCGGCUUGCUUGUCAAUUGGCAAAUGGUUGGGUUAUAUCGCCGUGAAGGCAGGAAAGUGCAAUGGAAAUUUAGGCAACACUCCAGAGUGGCUAAAACUGAAACACGACGAAGCACUCAAGGCUUCGAACAGGGGGACAAUAGAGAACAAGCUCGGUGAUGAUGAGAUGAGACAAUGGCUAGAAGAAGCCAGGAUGACAGUGGCCACACUGGCCUCACUGACCUCUGACCCCGACGCCCACACUCGUCUCCAUGCCUGCGCCGCUCUGGGAAACCUGCUACAUGUUCCAGGCACUGUACCCGAGCUGCUGGAAGAAAGCGUGUCCGGACGACUUCUGAGAGCGGCGUGCGCAGAUUCGCACAAUGUAGUGAGAGAAGCCGCCAUUGCAACUUUAAGCUUGUACACGCAGCAGGAGGCGUUACGACAGGUCCUAAUAUCACUGGAUGCCAGAGGACAACUACUUCAGGCCCAGCGUGCACCUCUCCAGUGUGACUAUCUUCCUCUUCUUAGACAGCUCCAGACAGAUAAGACGGAUUCAAAUUCCUAAUGUUCUUUUGUCUUUGUUGUGUCUGCCCGAAAAAGACCUAGUCAAGCAUAUUGCAAUGUUUAUAUAAUUUCAAGCUAUCAUUUUGCAGUAAGAGUAGCAACAAAAAAAAAAAUCUCAAAAAUAUCAAUCUUCUCUCAAAUAGUUCACAGGGUACAAAAUCUUAGAGAAAAAAUGGUUUCAUGAUAUACUGUACUUUAUAUUUGGGGAACUCAUGUGGCCAUUAGUGUUCACUCGCCUGAUUACAGUGCAGGCGGAGUGACUUUAGUUCCUACUUGUGACAGUGUAAAGGUGAGUGUGAGUGCUUCUCUGUCUCUAUGUCAUCGCCCUCCUAAAAUAAUGGCCACUGUGGGUUUUUUUUGAGAAAACAUGAAAAAACAGAGCCAAGUACUGAUUAUACUUCUGAAUAAUUUCAGUUCAGACGGAGCCAGAUGGACUUAAAAUCAUGCAAAAACAUUUUUAAAUUGACUCAUUCUACGCCUUGCGAUUCCUGUAAAUGAAUCUUUGGUUCAGCUUGUAAAAAAAUGACACACACAUACAGGACUUAUAAUGCCACAUUUUUAUUUUUAAUGGAAAAAGUCAAUGAUAGGCAAACACGCUGGUUUGAUGAUGAAGUGGAAUUUAAAUCAGAACAUUUUAUUUAGAAUAUGAGAUCCCGUGACUUUGAAUUGUGCUGCCGGCCGUUGUUAACUACGACUUGACUCGACAGUACAACCGCAAGGAGGCAAAGCCAUGGGAUUUAGUGUCUUGUAAAUUGAAUAGAUAAUAAUAUCUUGGCUUAUAUUCAAGAUUGUUUUCAAAUAAAUGCAUAGG